ACAGCGAAAGUGGGAAAUGGGGCGGGAUGCUGCGUGCUCGCAGCUUGGUGAGAUUCGCGCAAUGAUCCGUGGAUCUCUUUGUUUCGUGAUCGUACCGUUUGCAUCACUCCCCUUCCGUUUUGAGGGACUGUAAAGGGCGGGGGGGUUGCAAUAUAACGUGCUUUCUAAUCCUUUGCUAACUGGUCAAGUACCAAAACAGUCGCUGGAAACACUGCAAUUGAUGUCGUAAUAAGAGAUUUAUCCCUCGUCGGUAUGGCUAGCUCCAGCAAUCGAAGCGACUCCCGCCGGCACGCACCCUCCACCGCUUCCGCCCAUUCGAGCACCAUUCCAGGCAGCUCUUCUGCCUCUAUGUCCUCCUCCGUCGGCGCUACCACCACCUCCUACCACAGCUCGAUGAGCUGCUCGCCGCCUGACUCGCCCAACGCGACGCUGUCCCUGUCGGUCAGCAGCUCCUCGGCCCGGGACGCUUCCUCCCGCCGGCACGUCCUCUCGCACAUCAACGACAUCUUCAAGUGUACGAUCUGCUUCGGCCGGCUGGAGGAUCCGCACCUGUGCCCCCAGUGCUCGAAGCUGUACUGCUACGACUGUAUCGGCGAGUGGCUCGAUUCGGGCAGCAGCCAGAGCUGCCCGAACUGCAAGAUCUUCCUGCAGCUGGAUCAGCUCGUGAAGGUGCGCUGGUUCGACGACAUCCAGCAGCUGCAGCGCAACCUGCGUGCGCUGACCUGCGGCAGCGAGGAGCGUGACGGCAAGCCAGGGGAGGAAAGCCUCGUGCCCGCGGCCGACCUCUGCCCGAAGCAUCGCAAGCGGGUGAACUUCUACUGCUCCACCUGCGAGCAGUGCGUGUGCGAGGUGUGUGCGACGGGCGGGGACGGCGAUGCGGGACAGCACCGGGACCACACGUUCAAGGCGCUGCAGGUGACGUACGAGCAGCACGUGGCCCUGCUGGACGGCGAGCUGGAGAAGGUGGAGCACUACCGGGACAAGCUGUCGCUGCUGCUGGACAAGAUCGACCGCAACGUGGAGCUGAUCCGGCGGGUGAAGACCGUCAAGCACAAGGAGCUGGAGGCGAUCAUGGUCGCCGCACUGAACAGCCUCGACCGGCAGGAGGAGCAGAAGCUGACGAAGCUGCGCGUGCACCAGUUCAAGCUGAUGACCGAGAUCGAGGAGGUGAACGAGAAGCUGCAGGCGAUGCGCUACGACAUGGAGUUCCACAGCAAGCCGCAGCUGAUACAGAUGAAGCCGAAGAUCGUGGCCGCCUGCAAUGCGAUCCGGCUGAUGCCGAUCCGCGACUUCAAGCAGAUCCGCGUACCGGCCAGCCUGAAGAUUGAAAUUCCGCACCUGUUCGAGACGGGCGUCUUUGUGGUGCAGAACUUUUCCACCUUCGACGACAACAAGGUGGUGUACUCGAACGAGUUUUCCGACUGCAUGGGGCGCACCUGGCGCAUCAUGGCGUGGUGCGUCAUAUCGGAGGAUCACUUCGGCAUCUAUCUGGAGCUGGUGCACGGCAGACCCUGCUGGAUGGAGUGUACCUUCCAGCUGAUACACCUCGAGCCGGAGAAGACGAUCAGCAAGACGAUCCGCCAGUACUUCGACCGGACGCCCCAGAAGGGCUGGGGUUUGCGGGACUUUGUCACGCUGAAAACGAUACUGGAGGAAAACUAUCUGCGGCUGAACGAUUCGCUCGAGCUGCUGUACAACAUACGGCCCUGCUCGCCGACCGAGACGGACCAUGCGCUGGAUGCAGACGAAUCGUCGAGCGAACAUUGAGGAGGUGGAGAAGAUCCUGGAAAGCACUCUGUGCCAUUACUUUGUCAUUUUGUUCUAUUGACAUUAUUUUACUGUUUGUUUGCUUUUGUUUUUGUUUUUAUUCUGUUCAUGUUUUGUACAAGACUGAUGAUGAGGCAGGAGAGUGAUGGAUGCAUUAGUGUCGUAAGAUUAAAAUAAAAUUGUAUCCUAAAGUGUA
This is a messenger RNA of Anopheles gambiae (African malaria mosquito), 1963 nucleotides long. RefSeq names its product E3 ubiquitin-protein ligase TRIM37. Lineage: Eukaryota; Metazoa; Arthropoda; Insecta; Diptera; Culicidae. The record is from RefSeq and is a predicted model, not a curated record. Gene Ontology annotation, biological process: negative regulation of centriole replication; protein autoubiquitination. The transcript has 5 exons. Gene Ontology annotation, cellular component: peroxisome; aggresome. Gene Ontology annotation, molecular function: ubiquitin protein ligase activity; ubiquitin protein ligase binding; tumor necrosis factor receptor binding. The coding region runs from base 253 to 1767 and encodes 504 amino acids.